AUGCCAGUGAGGUAUGCCAAUGAACUGGAUGUUGAAUGUUUCUUUUUUGUCUCCCCCCUCAGUUUUCUUGGUGAUAAGAUGAUGGAGCGAUGCUCUAGUGUAAGUGGGGAUAGUUUCACUGGCCCUGCCAGUUCCAGUCCCUCCCCUCCUGCCACUGGCCCAGCUCCAGCCACGACUCCCUGUCCCACCCCUCCGCCCAGGCGGGCUAGGGUAAGGUACCAAGCCAUGGUGGAUGUCAGCAAGUGGCCUCUGUUCACCCUCCUCGGGCCUCAGGACAUCUCCUCCAUCCGACAGGCCUGUGUGUUCGGGACCUCUGCCAACGAGGCCAUCUACAUCACCCAUGACGAUGAGGUGUACGUGUUUGGGAUGAACUGCAGUAACUGCUUGGGCACAGGGGACAGCCUCAGCACCAUCGUACCAAAGAAGUUGGAUUUCCUGCGAGGGAAGAAGGUGGUCAGCUUGAGCUAUGGAAGUGGACCCCAUGUCUUACUUGCAACCGAAGACGGAGACCUAUUUGCCUGGGGGCACAACGGAUACAGUCAGCUGGGUAACGGCACUACAAACCAAGGGGUGUCCCCCAUCCUGGUGUCUGCCAACCUGCCGAACAAGAAGGUGAAGGAGGUGGUGUGUGGCUCGCACCACUCCAUGGCCCUGAUGCACGAUGGCGAGGUGUUUGCUUGGGGCUACAACAACUGUGGCCAGGUGGGCUCUGGGUCCACGGCUAACCAGCCCACCCCACGCAAGGUGUCCGGCUGCCUGCAGGGAAAGGUGGUGACGGGCAUCUCUUGCGGUCAGACCUCCUCCAUGGCUGUGGUAGACAAUGGAGAGGUGUAUGGCUGGGGUUACAACGGCAACGGACAGCUGGGGGUCGGUAACAAUGGUAACCAGCUGACCCCCUGUCGCCUAGCAGGGCUGCAGAGCCUCUGUGUGCUGCAGAUAGCGUCUGGCUACGCUCACUCUCUGGCCCUAACAGACGAGGGCUUGCUGUACGCCUGGGGGGCUAACACCUAUGGCCAGCUGGGAACAGGGAACAAGAGCAACCAACUGAAUCCUGUCCAGAUCAUGGCAGAGAAGGAGAGCAGGAUCGUGGAGAUCGCAGCGUGCCACUCCACGCACACGUCAGCCGCCAAGACGCAGAGUGGCCAGGUGUUCAUGUGGGGCCAGUGCCGGGGCCAGUCCAUCGUCCUGCCCCACCUCACACACUUCAGCACCACGGAUGACGUAUUUGCCUGCUUCGCCACCCCCUCUGUUAUGUGGAGGCUGCUGUCCAUGGAGCAUGAUGACUUCCUGACCGUGGCCCAGUCCCUGAGGAAAGAGUUUGACAGCCCCGAAACAGCCGACCUCAAGUUCAGCAUUGACGGCAAAUUCGUCCACGUCCACAAAGCUGUGCUCAAGAUCAGGUGUGAGCACUUCCGCUCCAUGUUCCAGUCCCACUGGACGGAGGACAUGCAGGAGGUGAUCGAGAUCGACCAGUUCUCCUACCCCGUCUACCGCUCCUUCCUCGAGUACCUCUACACCGACCAAGUCGACCUGCCCCCAGAGGACGCCAUAGGCCUGUUGGAUCUGGCCACGUCCUACUGUGAGAAUCGUCUCAAGAGGCUGUGCCAGCACAUCAUCAAGAGGGGCAUCACCGUGGCGAACGCCUUCUCCUUGCUCUCAGCUGCCGUCCGCUACGAUGCUGAGGACCUGGAAGAGUUCUGCUUCAAGUUCUGUGUGAACCACUUGACAGAAGUGACCCAGACGGCUGCCUUCUGGCAGAUCGACGGCAACAUGCUCAAGGAGUUCAUCUGCCGCGCCAGUCGCUGUGGCGCCUUCAAGAACUGACCAGAGGCGCUGCCACCCUGCCCCAGGCUCAGGGUGGUCAACUGGGGCACCAGCUGGCACUGGCAACCCUCUCAAAGCAUGGAAACCUAACGAAACGACCAAAACCUGCACUAUUGUUAUUUGUCACAUGUCAGUUCCAGCUGAACUGCCUCCUGGGAGGAGUGAGUGAAUGCCACUGCCAGUUAAAUGGCCAAAAACCUGAUGGUGGAUGACGCUCGUGUCUUGUCUGCACCUGCUCCUUGACACAGACAGGUGGCGUUGUUCUUUGAGGGAAGACUUUAAACUAAGUCUAAAUCAUUGCAAGUUUACAACCCUGCAUCAUUGGGAAUAUGCAUACUGUCCACAUAAGUUAGAUGUCUGGUACAUUUGUGUCCCACAAUGCAUAGUAGGCAUCUUGCUUUCGCUAUACUGAUAAGUUGUGACAAGUUUAUGCACUCGUUUGAUUGAUUUUAUAUUACUUUAGUACCCAGGUACUAUACCACUUCUUUAACAGGUCACAUAAAAACAGGGAAGCUGUUAUUUAAAGUGUUAUGUUACAAUGUUUGAAUCCAUGUGAGUUGGGCAAGUUGGUAUGUCAUUGGAUCUUUCUGGAAAAUUGGAAAGCUUUUGACAGUUUGAUCAGAGAGAAAGUAAGGACAACAUGACACCGGCGUAGACUGCAUGUACGCAGUGUUUGGUCUGGCGUGCGUCUGCUCUUUUCUCAAGGGGUUGAUGGCAUUCGAUAAUGGACCAUCAACAACUUUAAAACGGUAUUUGUUUUAGAGAGUAAGCAUUUUUAUAUAUUAUUGUUACAUUCCUGAGUUUACUGAGAUUUGUAUUUGGCUAUGUUUUUAUUGGUUUCUGUAGUGACCCAAAUAUUAAAUUUUUCCUUAGUAAUUGUA
Molecule: messenger RNA, 2705 nt
Organism: Hypomesus transpacificus
Lineage: Eukaryota; Metazoa; Chordata; Actinopteri; Osmeriformes; Osmeridae
Gene: rcbtb1
Product: regulator of chromosome condensation (RCC1) and BTB (POZ) domain containing protein 1
Exons: 12
Coding region: 1-1824 (607 amino acids)
Molecular function (GO): protein binding
Source: RefSeq, a predicted model, not a curated record